Molecule: messenger RNA, 678 nt
Organism: Lodderomyces jiufengensis
Lineage: Eukaryota; Fungi; Ascomycota; Pichiomycetes; Serinales; Debaryomycetaceae
Exons: 1
Coding region: 1-678 (225 amino acids)
Biological process (GO): vesicle fusion; intracellular protein transport; Golgi to vacuole transport
Cellular component (GO): endomembrane system; membrane; SNARE complex
Molecular function (GO): SNAP receptor activity; SNARE binding
Source: RefSeq, a predicted model, not a curated record
AUGGAUCCAUUCAAUGGUGUAAAAGAUGAUGCAUAUGCAGUUAUACAGCGAUUAGAGUCAAUCAUAUCUCAAAGAACAACGCAUCAACCAUCAAUAGAAUUACAACAAGAUUUUGAAAAUAAUUAUGAAGAAUUACAAGAAACAUAUGAAGAAUUACAAGAAGCUCUAGAGUUAAGUGCAACGAACCCACAACUAUAUAAUUUAACAUCAACAGACAUAAAUCAGCGAAAGCAAAUUUUAAGAGAUCUAAACAACAAAAAGACAAGCAUACAACAAAAAUGGGAUAAUAAAAAACUAAGAGAUGUAACAACAAUGUCCAACAGGAUAAGUCAAGACAGUGAAAUACCAGAAAAUCCAUUUAAUGAUGAAACUCCAACAAUGACAAACUAUCAACAACAAGAAUUAAUUAGUCAACAAGAUAAUCAAUUAGAUGAUAUCCACAAGACAAUGAUGAAUUUAAAUCAACAAGCAACUAUAAUGGGUGAUGAAUUACAAGAUCAAGGUUUCAUGUUAGAUGAAUUAGAUUAUGAACUAGAUCAUGUUGAUAAUAAAUUGAAUAAGAAUAUGAAGAGAUUGAAUCAUUUUAUUGAAAGAAAUAAAGAAACUGCAAGUAAUUGGUGUAUUGGGAUAUUGGUGGUUGUACUAUGCGUUUUAUUGGUUUUAUUAAUAGUGGUAUGA